AUGCCAGAAGCUCUGCUGCACAGCUGGUUCCGAGUCGUGCCCCUGCCGCUCGACAUCAGCCUGCAGCUUGAGGUGGAUGGGCGGCCCUGGGGCGGCCGGUUUGGCAGCACCAUCAACCGUGGGCGCACGUUGAGGAGGGGCGUGCGCAUGCUGGGGGAGCUGGAGGGCUGGCGCCUGACCGCCAUCCGGCGCGCGGCCGGCCGCAACGCGCUCGACCUCAUCCUCACUUGCAGCGGUCGGCAGCAGCAGCAGCAGCAGCAGCAGCGGCAGCAGCAGCAGCAGCAGCAGCAGCAGCAGCAGCAGCAGCAGCAGCAGCAGCAGCAGCAGCAGCUGCUGCUCAAGGCGCACAACACAGCUGCCGCUCUGCGGCCGCGCCGCGGCGCCGUCUACGGUGCUGCUGCGAACCCUGAGCCAGCCGCGUAG
Molecule: messenger RNA, 423 nt
Organism: Monoraphidium neglectum
Lineage: Eukaryota; Viridiplantae; Chlorophyta; Chlorophyceae; Sphaeropleales; Selenastraceae
Exons: 1
Coding region: 1-423 (140 amino acids)
Source: RefSeq, a predicted model, not a curated record